AUGCAAAGUUUACAGAACAUCGGACAGACGCCGUACCAGAAGGCGUUGAGUGGAAAACCCCGGAGUUCCGGAUCGAAAUCCAACCCGCUGAAUGUGGUCAAGUUCAUCGCAAUGGCUUUGCUGGACGUGCUGACGUUCUUCGUGCUGCUGGUUCCACUGACCGCCAAUGCCAUCGUCGAGCUGGUUCGUCGAGCGCCGAAAAAGAAUGUUUCCGGCUGGACGGCCCUCGUGACUGGCGGUGCGAACGGACUCGGACGUGACAUCUGCCUCCAGCUGGCCCUGUCCGGAUGUCACAUCGCCGUCGUCGAUCUGGACGCCACCGGCGGUGAGCAGACGGUAGCCGACAUUCGGAAGCUCGGAGUCAAAGCGCAUUUCUUUAAGGCCGAUGUUACCUCGUACGACGCCGUGAGCGCCAUGAAGGAUAAAGUGAAUGCGAAACUCGGACCGGUCGACAUUCUGGUCAACAAUGCGGGCGUUCUGCCGCUGAUGUCCUUGCGCGAGGGUACGCCGGACGAUUUGAAGAAAGUGAUCGAGACCAAUCUGCUUUCACAUCUUUGGACCCUGCGGCUGUUUACCAACGAUAUGAUUGAGCGAAAACGUGGCCACAUUGUGGCGAUUGCAUCGAUAGUCUCAUACCUGCCAGUCGAACGUCUGAUUGCAUACGCAGCCUCAAAGUACGGCGUCCGGGGGCUGAUGGGUUCGUUCGCUAGCGAGCUGCACAUCGAGGGCGUCGACGAAUUCGUCAAGACCACCACCGUGUACCCGUGCUUUAUCAAAACCCGGGCCGAGCUGAUGGACGCACUGAAGCAGCUCGGCAUCAAGCAUCGAGUUCCCAUCCUGCAGUCGGAAUCUGUUGCCCGUGCAAUCGUGGACGGAAUUCUGUACAACAAGAUGCACGUGUAUCUACCGAAGGUUGUGGGUCCUCUUGUUGGAAUUUACGAAAAUUUACCCUUCAAGGUGGGUCAUCUUAUGAAGCGAAUCUUACUACAAACUUCGCUGCCGAACAUAAUGAAACGAUAA
Messenger RNA from Anopheles coustani, 1020 nucleotides. Its product is annotated as 17-beta-hydroxysteroid dehydrogenase 13-like. The coding region runs from base 1 to 1020 and encodes 339 amino acids. The transcript has 6 exons. Gene Ontology annotation, cellular component: lipid droplet. NCBI's taxonomy places the organism in Eukaryota, Metazoa, Arthropoda, Insecta, Diptera, Culicidae. Gene Ontology annotation, molecular function: oxidoreductase activity, acting on the CH-OH group of donors, NAD or NADP as acceptor. The record is from RefSeq and is a predicted model, not a curated record.